Messenger RNA from Lutra lutra (Eurasian river otter), 1484 nucleotides. It is a transcript of the gene CD38, whose product is annotated as CD38 molecule. Gene Ontology annotation, molecular function: phosphorus-oxygen lyase activity; NAD+ nucleosidase activity. Gene Ontology annotation, biological process: positive regulation of B cell proliferation. Gene Ontology annotation, cellular component: plasma membrane. Lineage: Eukaryota; Metazoa; Chordata; Mammalia; Carnivora; Mustelidae. Bases 135 to 1052 code for a protein of 305 amino acids. The record is from RefSeq and is a predicted model, not a curated record. The transcript has 8 exons.
GAAGCCGAGAAAAGGCAAGUCCAGGAAGGGGAAGUGCAGUUAACGAACCCGGCUAAUUCUCUUCUCUCUGCCUGAGCGGCGUCUGGCGGGUCUCUCCUCCAACUUCGCCGGGCCGACCUCCUCAGUGGACCCCAAUGGCCAACCACAGAUUCAGUUCAGUGUCUGAGGAGGAACCCUGCUGCGACAUUUCCAAGAAAACCAAGAUCUGUCUCUGUGUCUUUUUUGGUCUCCUGAUCGCGGUGAUCAUCGCGGUGCCGGUCGGUAUCCUGAUGUGGCGCCAUCCGCUCAAGGAGUGGAAGGGGAAGGGCACCACUGCCCAUUUUUACGAGAUCCUCCUGGGACGGUGCUACACCUAUACUCAAAUCGUGCGACCUGAGCUGGGACAUAAAGACUGCCAAAAGAUAGGGAAGGCGUUCACAACUGCAUUUCUUUCUAAGGACCCUUGCAGCAGCACGGAACAGGACUACCAGCCCCUCCUGGAGCUGACCGCUCAAACCGUCCCUUGCAACAAGACCCUCUUUUGGAGCAAAUCCAGCGAGCUGGCCCAUGACUACACGCGUGUCCGGGGAGACCUGUUCACCCUAGAGGACACACUGCUGGGCUACAUGGCGGAUGGCCUCAAGUGGUGUGGAGACCCACGCUCUUCAGAAAUGAACUAUCAAUCUUGUCCAGACCGGAGGGAAGACUGCAGCAACAACUCUUUUUCUGUAUUCUGGAAUGCAGUGUCCAAAAGGUUUGCAGAAGACGCCUGUGGUGUGGUCCAUGUGGUGCUCAAUGGGUCCAUCAGUAACACCUUUGAUGAAAGAAGCACUUUUGGACGUGUGGAAGUCUUUAAUUUGCGUCCAGAGAAGGUUCAUCAACUACAGGCCUGGGUGAUGCAUGACAUUGGAAGUGUUCACAGUGACUCAUGCUCGAGUUCCUCCGUAAAUAAUCUGAAACGGAUUCUAAAGGAAAGGAGUAUUGCAUUUUCUUGCCAGAAUAAUUACGGGCCUAUCAGGCUUCUCCAGUGUGUGAAAAGUCCUGAGCCUUCAUCUUGCAGAUUUUAUGUAUGAGCCAAUUAGCAUGGUCGUUUCGGAUCUCUGAGCCUUACAUACCCAUCGCACGUGUGACUCGGGAGGCACACUGUUGGGAAGCUGAGGACUUGGGGGGAUCUUCUGUCAUAAUGCCAACACUAGAGUUGGAAGCCUUUCCCCCAAAGUUUUAAAAUAACAUGUUGUUGCCAUAGUGUUCAUUUUGACUUACUAAUAAUCAAAAAAAUUAUGGUAUAAAAUUAGAAUGAAAAUUUUAUAUUAAGUUAUUUCAUUUUAAUUUUCAUAGGUGCUUUUAUGUGGUUUAUAUGUUAGUAGCAUCCUUUCUAUUGAAAAUGACUAUACCAAACCUCUCUUACUGGUGCAGAUAAUUAAGGGAUUGGUAAAUGCUCAUGAAUGACCUUGUCUCAGGAUCUACUUUUGUACCCUUUCUACAAAUAAAGUAUAAAUGCUAUA